Molecule: messenger RNA, 3394 nt
Organism: Saccostrea cuccullata (small rock oyster)
Lineage: Eukaryota; Metazoa; Mollusca; Bivalvia; Ostreida; Ostreidae
Product: E3 ubiquitin-protein ligase rnf213-alpha-like
Exons: 12
Coding region: 1-2013 (670 amino acids)
Molecular function (GO): ubiquitin-protein transferase activity; ATP hydrolysis activity
Source: RefSeq, a predicted model, not a curated record
AUGACUUUAAACAAGACGCUGAUAUCAAUAGCACAAGGCGUGUGUGACCGGCCGGCAGGGGAUGCUCACGCCUCCAUGGUACUCCAGCAUGCUAGAGGUGUAACCUUACUCACCAUAUCGACUUCACCUGAACUUAAGGUAAAAUUUAGAAGUGUAACCAGCCUUGUUCUGAGCUGCAAUUAUUCAGUGGAACAUGGAGAAAGUAUAUCAGAUGGAGAGAUUAAAUGGCAAAAACAAAUAAACAAUAGUUUUGAAGAUGUUGCGGUGUUUUCUCCUCUUGGCGGACAAGAACCCUAUAUUCACCCUGACAUGGUUUCUGAUCUUGGAAAUAGAACAAAACUUGUAACAUUAAAUACUAAUGUAUACUCCAGUGCCACAUUGGUAAUACACGAUGUUGUCUGCGGUGACGAAGGAUUGUACCAAUGCUGGAUAGAGUAUUUUGACGCUAUCGACCUUAGAGAUGAAUGGAGGAAAAGCUCAUCUUUAUUCACUGAAUACAAAGUUUCCAGAAAGGACAACGGAAUGAAAUUUCUUUGUUCCUCACAAAAUAAUCUUACACAGGAGCCAGGACCGGAAGAUCUCAAAAGAAUCUCAGUUCUUUAUGAACCAGGAGCUCCAGUAAUUGAUCUUGUGCCGUUCAAAGAAAUGUACUUCGCCGGUGACGAUUUAAAACUGGAAUGUGUUUUGACGGUAAUCCUUCCCCAAGAUAAAAUUGAGUUUAGUUGUUCUUUGUUGUUAAUUUACCAUAUACCAACUUCAGAGGGCAGAGGAAAAGAGAUUAAGAAUUUGGUCAGGGACUUCAUUGAGGCUUGGCAGUGUGUACGUGAACAACUUCUAACAUUCACUUUCCCCACACUGGAAGGACUAGGUAAGGUCCCAAAGGAGUACUGUCAGAAGAUGAUUACUGAGAGCCACCCUGUAUCAGUUCUGUUACCCACCUUCAGGGACGCUGGACUCUGCUCCUAUGGCCUCCUCUACUUUCUACUUAAAAAACAAAAUAACUUCCUCCAGGAAUACUGCAAGAAGAAGAAAAUGCAGUACACACAGCUUCCCAAGGUCACGGUGAAUGACAUAACGUCCCCCCACCUAAUCAGCUACCACCCUGACCGGGACAUCCUCCCCAUGGUCCUGGCCAACUGUCACUACACCUUCCAGGUUGGCAAGGGAACCAAGAUAGAUUACAACUUUGGGGACCUGGAGCGCCAGCUGAUGGACCGAUUCCUGUUCUCCAAGUCAGUCAUAGAUAUGCCUGUUUAUGAGUUUGAGUUGAUGACAUACAGAUCAGAGACAACUAAUGCAGUGGUGUUUAGACAUCUUAGACAGAAAAUCAAGCAGGAACCUUUGACCCCUGCAGUAGCCAAUCAGAUCAGUGAAGAGAUCAGAGCUUACCCUGACCUCUGUCAGACACUUGAUAAACUUGACAUUACCAUCAGCUUCCUGAAAUCAGUAGGGGGUGAUGCUAACAUGUCCUUGGAGAAGUUCAUGACCCAGACACUUAAAAUGGAAAAUCCAUUCCCCAGUCAAAAGGCAAGGUCCUCCUGUGUGUGUAAGCAUGCUCAGUCACUCUGGAUGACUUUAGCAAUGGAGAAAACCAAAAGACAAGCCUCACAUAAGGAGGAUGCCUUUGAGGGUGUGUCGGGUGAGUUGAGGGUGGACCUCCUCCCAGACCAGCGUGACGUCAUCACCUCAUUCUGUGAGGAACUCUCCAUAGAGAGACUAGAACUCCUGCUGGAAACCCUGUUUGAGUGUAUCAUGUUGACCAUCACAGUCCCUAAAGGAACGGAUGAUGAUGAUUUAGACAUGACCAAGCUCAGCCUAAGAGACACGAUGAUUGGAUAUUUAUCAGCUCCUCAAUAUGACCUUGACCUGACCUACCCAGGCUGGAUGACUGACCUAGUGGGGAGAAUCCCCAAUGAAGGCGAAAACUUUACCAAGAUCAUGAACAAUCAGGCAGUGGAUGUGUGGCUGUUUUUAUAUGUCAUCUACUCCCAAAAACGAAUUGAAAGGAGAUAGAGUUUUGUGUUGAAUGACAAAGUGAAAGUGGGAGAUUCUCAUAAAAACAAAGUGAAAGUAGAUUAAAAUGCUAAAGACAUAUUGCUCAAGAUAGAGUAAAAAUAGAGUAAAAUAAAUUUUUGUAUUUGUUGUACCUUGUGUUUCAGAUAAUGGUAAUGUAUUCAUGCAGAAAGGGAGAUUAGUACAUGUUUUCUUGAGUUGAAGACAUUAUUUUUAAGAUACCAUGCAUGUACAAUUAGAGUACUGCUGAAUGCAUAUAUUGAUUCAUUUCAUGAACAACCAUAUUAAAGAAAAGCACUGUGGUGAUGUCAAUGCUUCAGGUUCUUUGUGAUAAAAAUACAUAUGUGCCAAUGAAUAUUUGUACAUAUAGCUGCAUUAGAAUCAUUUAAAUAUUUUGACAAGUUUUCCAUGACGAUAUUUGGACAUUUAUUGUUGUAUGUGAGUUUGAUACAAUUGCAAACAUUUUGAAUACAAUUAAGUUCUAAAAAGUCUAUAGAAAAACUUUGAUAUACAUGUACUAACUCGGGUUUCACUGUUUGUUUUAUACAUACAUUCAUAACAUGAAUUCAUAACAAAAUAUCAGGUAUAUGUACUUUCGAUAAACUGUACAGACUGACUCUCAGAUUCUUUGAUGUUAUAAUGUUUUUUUUUUUAAAUGUAAUUGUAUUUUGAUAAAUGUGUGUUCUAGACAUCAAAUUUUUCUUGUGACAACAUAACUUACCCAAUACAACACAAGAUUAGGGGACCAUGCAUCCUCUACCCGGUAUUUUGUAGUGUGCAAUUAUUUUUUUUAUCUACACAGUUUAGAAUAUAUAAACACAUUCAAAACAGGUUUAAUCAACUAUAUUUUUUCAAAGAUUUUUUUCUCUUUGAAAAAUUGUAACCAUGCAUUAUUGAUGUUAUUUGUUUGGAAGACUGAAGUUGUUGAAUGGUGUGAAUGCACAUUCAUUUGUAAGAAGUGUUAAUCUUUGUGCCAACAUUGAAUUGUAAAGAAGUUAUUAAAUUCUGAUUCAUUCAUUAAGACUGCACUUAACUUCACUUAUUCUUGUUCACUCAUGGGGGAACAUAGGGCCGCAACCACACCACGCUAGACUGCAAAUUUACAAAGUGAAAACACCUGUAUGGAUGAACAACACAAAAGCCAAGAAAUUUAAACUUAUUGUUACUUUUUUUCUGAGGGCCUGUUUAUAUAUUUAAAAAAAAGAAAUGAAGAAUUAUUUGCAUGCCUUCAUUUUAGAAAAUCUUAUACAUGUAUAUUAAAUUAUAAUCAGGUUUAUAUCACUGAAUGCUUUCUGUAACAAGACUAUAUCAUUAGCUUUUUUUUCUUUAUAGUGCUUGUGAUUUAAGUGAUGGUCAAUUCAUGUGUGCAAUAAAGUAUUUG